AUGAGAUUCUUGUGGACAUUCUUCUUCCUUGGAUGCGUACUUAACCAGAGCCAUGUCUCAUCACAAGAUUUCAGCUACGGAUUAGACAUAAAAAAUGGAAACAGUGAUGCAUUGAAUCCAGAGCUUCUAAGUGAUGGUGAAGGUGGAUACAUUAAUUUUGGAGAUGGCAGUGAAAAACUGGCUGCUAUGCCUGUUACUUCAUCUAUAAAGGUCCCUGAAGUCAAGCAGGACAUCAUGGAUGAACUUGAUCAACUCAAGAUGAAUGCUUCAGACUCCCUGGACACAAGUGACAUCACCAGCGGACUGUCAACACCUGUUCUCAGCCAAGACAUCAUGGGUCAGGAGGCACUGUUGAGCACUGUUAUUCUCAACAGCCAGAAUCUCAUCACUGAGAGAGAAAAGCUACAGAUGCUUCUCCUGGGUGGCAGUCUAUCGUUUGGUAUCAAAAAUGAACUCGUGGAGGCCGCAGGGACCAAGGCUGUAGAAGGCCUGGUUUGCAAGGGCUCCCUGGGUGGCCUUUGUGGCCACGGGAGUCUCUCUGGCAUGAAUGAUGUUCUGAAGAACAUGAAUUCUGGGAACCUCAGUAGCUGGCUCAAUGUCACUCGCUUCGAUAUUGUCCAGUUGUCAUGGAAGGUCUUUGCUGCAUCCAGUCUUGAAAUUAAAUUCCAGACAAAGCUGACUAUCAACUUUUCAGGGAUGCUUUCGUUUCUCAGUGGCUCCACAGUGGAUGUGAACAUCACGGUCCCCUUGGAUUUGCACCAGACUGAGCCUGGCCAACUCUCAUUUUCCGUGAAGAGCUGCCAGGCUGUAUUCACUGGGAUCCAAGUGAAUACAGGCACGUUCUCCAGAAUGAUGGAAUCGAUGGCUAAAUGGUCCUUGAACAUUUCCUUGCCCAAUAUAUUGUGCCCAGUGGUCCGAUUCUGGUUCUACAUCAUCAACCAACAAUUGACCGUUCUGAAAAAUAUUGCCUCACUUGGGAUGUCAGGGAACAGCAACUUGCCCAUUACCCCACAGCCCAUGUUGUAUGAACGCUCUUAUCACAUGGACCUUAAGGACAAAAGCUUCCCAGCCUCUUUCAUCAAUUGGCUGAUUAAAAGUAAGUAUUCUUUCUCAUACCCACCCCAGAAUUCCCCAAUCUUACCUCCCUCUUUAGUGUUGAAUAUUCUGUGGGAAGAAUACUGA
Cricetulus griseus (Chinese hamster) is the source of this 1182-nucleotide messenger RNA. Lineage: Eukaryota; Metazoa; Chordata; Mammalia; Rodentia; Cricetidae. The record is from RefSeq and is a predicted model, not a curated record.